AUGGCUGCUAGGACCAUUCGAUUCUUGACAUUGAAUCAAGUCCAGUACCUUCAUCGACGGCACAUCGCUGAAAGGUUCCCAACCCAACCGAAUCUACUCGAGUCCGCCCUUCAUUCGCCAAUGAAUUUGAAACACUAUGCUAAGCAAGAAGACGUUUUUCAGCUUGCUGCAAAUCUCGCAGAGAAAAUCAUGCGAAACCAUGCCUACCAGGACGGAAACAAGCGCACUGCCCUCUUAGCUGCUGAUAUGUUCCUGAAAGUCAAUGGGUACUACCUCCAGAAAGUGCCAUUCGCUGAUGAUGCGAACAACAAGGGCUUGUCCGAUGCUCAUGUUGCUCUCGUGACCAAUCAGAUGAAUGCUGAAGAGCUGGGACGAUAUUACAGAACGGUGGCCCUCCCGCUUGUCGAGUUGACACCUGAUAUCAUCGAAUACCGAGACGGAGCAAUCGAAUACUAG
This is a messenger RNA of Microsporum canis CBS 113480, 456 nucleotides long. RefSeq names its product DOC family protein. NCBI's taxonomy places the organism in Eukaryota, Fungi, Ascomycota, Eurotiomycetes, Onygenales, Arthrodermataceae. Bases 1 to 456 code for a protein of 151 amino acids. Gene Ontology annotation, molecular function: kinase activity. The record is from RefSeq and is a predicted model, not a curated record. The transcript has a single exon.